Suillus subalutaceus is the source of this 838-nucleotide messenger RNA. RefSeq lists its product as uncharacterized. The record is from RefSeq and is a predicted model, not a curated record. Lineage: Eukaryota; Fungi; Basidiomycota; Agaricomycetes; Boletales; Suillaceae. Bases 19 to 696 code for a protein of 225 amino acids. The transcript has 6 exons.
AGCUCUUACAGCUCCAUCAUGUCUACCGACGUCUUGUCACAUUUUGGGGUUCUUGACGAACUCAUACAGGUUAUCUACCAGGGUUUUGAUCGAUUUGUCGUACUGUCACAAGUAACCGAAUCUGCAUGGUCGAUUUACUUAGGCCUCAAGGGACCAGAAGGCAGGUGGUGGCGAGGCUCGUGGUCCGCCAAACAUAUCCUUAACAUCACCAACGGUGUGCAAUCAGGCCAGGUGCUUGAGAACUUCGCUGAAAAGCUUCGGACCACGUUUGUAAAUGGUGACCUCACCAUUGGAGAAUGGACUGAGAAGGACUCGGACAUCAACCUCACCUUUGGGCCAACUACCAAGCUUCCACUGCACAUGGCCCUGAAAGAACUGUCGGCAGCCGAAGCCGCAUCUCAUGCAACCGCGGUGUUAACUGAAUCAUCCCACGCUAAUUCAGCUUCAACGCUUCCGUCGAAACCCACACCCUUGGGCCUGAGCCAGGUUCCUGUCCCUGCUGUCAAUCAGGCAGCUGAACGGAAAAUCAAAGCUCUUGAAGCGGAACUUGCUCGUUCAAAGGAAAGGCCCCCGACAGGUAACAUGAUAUCCAAACCUUCAACAAGCUCUCGACCUCCGAAGGGCGCAUCUUUGGCCAACCCGAAUAAAAAGGCAAGGAAGUACCAAGCUCUCGAAUUCGAGAGUGAUGAAGACUAGUCAGCUGUGUAUGUCACAUGGGCCGCAAAGCAUUAAAUAUUUCACUGGUGCCUGGGCAUUGGGCAAUGGCCGGAUCCUGCUAAGUACUGCGGUGUCACUGACAACAGGAAAUGAGUAAAAUAUCUAUUAAGUUGAGUUAUCC